CCUGUAACUGUGCACUGCAGAUCAGUGGUAACACUCACUCCGCCUUGCGACGCCGGUGUGUUUUCUGCAUCCACAUUGAACCUUCAAGCUUCACUGUUCAAAUUCGUACGCCGUGCCUUGAACUUCAAGCUUCAAGCGUAACUCGACCUCGAGCGCAGUCCGAGCCUCGCCGCUCUUGUGUGUGGGCAGCGUACCGUCAGAAGUUUGAUAGGAAUUAAACACCAGCGAUCACUGCUGGCAUGUCAAGCGCUGUUGUCGGUGACCCCUACCUGAGGCUCAUGCCUCAAGAUAGCCGGUGCUGGAUUUAUCACCUACCAACGGAACUACUCGUCCAAAUAUUCCGCAUCGUGUAUGAUUGCGUUCCAGACGAUGGGAAGAGGCACUUCCCUGAAUUGAGCAUCUCCCACGUCAGCAAGCUCUGGCGCGACAUCGCAAUCAACCUACCCACCCUCUGGACCGCGUUCGACUUUCCGGAUGACCUGCGGCACAACAAGGCUGCCAUCUACCUCGAGCGGUCCAAGAGAGCGCCGUUGGAGAUCGUCAUAACUCUCGACGGAGGUGAAGGAAAAGCAGACGCGCGUACUACCACCGAACUACUGGAGAAGCUCGACGCAACCAUGACGUUGGUUAUCCCUCAUAUUACUCGCUGGAAUUCACUCGACAUCAUGGCCUUUGACUACUCUUUCAUCCAUCCCACGCUCAUCCAGUUGGGUGCGUGCGUCGGGGCGCCGAUGCUCGAGGUGCUACGGAUUUCAAAUUACGCGUUGAACCCUUCGGAGGGAGUCGGGGAGGAGUUCAAGAGACAAGAUUUUGUCCUGUUCCACGGUAAUGUGCCGAGUCUCAAGUGCGUCGACCUUGUGGGCGUCCACGUCAAUUGGACCACAUCCAUCUUCCUGAGCGGUCUGAAGGAACUCCAUCUCAGCUGCCACGCGGAAGACCUCCGACCGUUGUUCAAGGACUUUGCGCGCAUCUAG
Molecule: messenger RNA, 974 nt
Organism: Fomitopsis serialis
Lineage: Eukaryota; Fungi; Basidiomycota; Agaricomycetes; Polyporales; Fomitopsidaceae
Exons: 2
Coding region: 240-974 (244 amino acids)
Molecular function (GO): protein binding
Source: RefSeq, a predicted model, not a curated record